AAACAAAAUGUCCAAAUCUUACCACAAUCUACAACAACAAGUAGAUAGAAUUGAUCACAGUCCACCGAUGGUCCACCAUAGACUUGAUCACAGUCCUUCAGUGGUCCAUCAAGUACCUAGGUUUUAUCACAGUCCACCUAUGGUUCACCGCAGAUUUGACCACAAUCCUCCAAUGAUCCAUCAAAUACCUAGGUUUGACCACAAUCCACAAAUGGUCCGCCCCAGAUUUGACCACAAUCCACAUAUGAUCCGUCACAGAUUUGACCACAAUCCACGAAUGGUCCACCCCAGAUUUGAUCAUAAUCUACGAAUGGUCCAUCCCAGAUUUGACCAUAAUCCACAAAUGGUCCACCCCAGAUUUGAUCAUAAUCUACGAAUGGUCCAUCCCAGAUUUGACCAUAAUCCACAAAUGGUCCACCCCAGAUUUGAUCAUAAUCCACGAAUGGUCCACCCCAGAUUUGACCACAAUCCACGAAUGGUCCACCCCAGAUUUGACCACAAUCCACGAAUGGUCCACCCCAGAUUUGACCAUAAUCCACGAAUGGUCCGUCACAGAUUUGACCAUAAUCCACAAAUGGUCCAUCACAGAUUUGACCACAAUCCACAAUUGGUCCAUCAAAUACCUAGGUAUUAUCACAGUCCACCAAUAGUUCACCACAGAUUUGAUCAUAGUCCUCCAAUGGUCCAUCAAAUAACUAGAUUAGACCACAGUCCAGCGCUGGUCCAACACAGAUUUGACGAGAGUCCACAAGAUGACUCUCACAAUCCAACAAAAUCCUGGAUACUUCAAAUGCAUAGAUGUUUUGAUUUAGAAUAACGAAUAAAUACAUUUAAAAAUAAAAUA
Papilio machaon (common yellow swallowtail) is the source of this 844-nucleotide messenger RNA. RefSeq names its product early nodulin-75. The transcript is spliced from 2 exons. The record is from RefSeq and is a predicted model, not a curated record. The coding region runs from base 8 to 817 and encodes 269 amino acids. Lineage: Eukaryota; Metazoa; Arthropoda; Insecta; Lepidoptera; Papilionidae.